AUGGCGGAACUACAGCAACGACUGCAGGCUCUGUCCGAAGAGUACCAGAAGGCUGAACAAGAAUUGCAACAACAUAUACAGUCCCGGCAGCGACUCGAGGCGCAACUACAAGAGAACAAGCAAGUCAAAAAGGAAUUUUCGGGAUUGGACGACGAUGCUAAUAUCUACAAGCUAGUUGGCCCAGUCUUGUUGAAGCAGGACAGGAAGGAGUCGAUGCUGGCGGUAGAUGGUCGACUGGAAUUUAUCGACAAAGAGAUAAAGCGCUUCGAGAAACAGAUCAAGGAAGCGCAGGAGAAGAGUGACAAACUCAAGAUGGAGAUCAUACAGGUCCAAUCGCAAGCCCAGCCAGAGCAGGGAGCUCAGGCAUAG
Molecule: messenger RNA, 369 nt
Organism: Amorphotheca resinae ATCC 22711
Lineage: Eukaryota; Fungi; Ascomycota; Leotiomycetes; Helotiales; Amorphothecaceae
Exons: 5
Coding region: 1-369 (122 amino acids)
Biological process (GO): chaperone-mediated protein complex assembly; protein folding
Cellular component (GO): cytoplasm; prefoldin complex
Molecular function (GO): protein-folding chaperone binding
Source: RefSeq, a predicted model, not a curated record